Molecule: messenger RNA, 2904 nt
Organism: Elgaria multicarinata webbii
Lineage: Eukaryota; Metazoa; Chordata; Lepidosauria; Squamata; Anguidae
Gene: KCNA4
Product: potassium voltage-gated channel subfamily A member 4
Exons: 1
Coding region: 402-2408 (668 amino acids)
Biological process (GO): protein homooligomerization; potassium ion transmembrane transport
Cellular component (GO): voltage-gated potassium channel complex; dendritic spine; membrane
Molecular function (GO): potassium ion binding; protein binding; delayed rectifier potassium channel activity
Source: RefSeq, a predicted model, not a curated record
UUGCUUGAUUCAAAGUGUCCACAGGAGAUCAUGAACUCAGAUCUGUGGAUUUUUCAUGAACUACUGAAGAAUACAUUAAACGAUGGGAUGUCAAAUGUUAAAGGUCACGGUCCAAGGAUACUUCCUGACCACCUCCGAAGAUUAUUGACUCUUCUGUCCUUGUACAAACAACCUUCAGUAAUUUGUGUCAAAGCCUCUAGCCAGUAAGAAUGGAAUCCAUCUUUUUGACAAACAGGCAGAUGGAAAACACAGGUGUGCUAACGUGAUGGGAUAAUGCUUCCAAGAAAUUAUUUUCCAAACUGCCAUGGUCGUGUCCUUCUCAUGCAAAACACCCAGUGAUGACUAUUGAGAAAACGGACGUUUCUUUCCCUUCUUGAGACUUCUAAACACACAAAGACAUCAUGGAGGUUGCCAUGGUAAGUGCAGAUAGCUCCGGGUGCAACAGCCACUUGCCCUAUGGAUAUGCAGCCCAAGCAAGAGCCAGAGAAAGAGAGCGACUAGCACAGUCCAGGGCAGCGGCAGCAGCAGCUGUAGCAGCUGCAACCGCAGCUGUGGAAACUGGGGCUUCUGAAGGAGGAGGAGGAGGAGGAGGAGGAGGAGGGCCUCAUCAUCACUAUCACCAGGAACAGAGUCGUGGGGCUUCUUCAUCUUCUUGUGGUGGGAAUACAUCACGCAAUGGCUAUCAUCAGAGUAGUAGAAAAAAGAAGCAAAGGAGGAAAAAGACUCACUGCCUUGGUGGCAGGGAGUUUGGUGCCUCUUUCCCUUGCUCAGAGCUGCUGCCCCUCAGUGGUUCAGAGGAGAAGAUCCUGAAGGACUUAAGUGAGGAGGAGGAGGAGGAAGAGGAGGAAGAGGAUGGAGAAGAUGAAGAAGACGAGGAAAGGAAGUUCUACUACAGUGAUGAAGAGGGUGAAGAUGAGUUUUCAUUUACAGACCAGCCCCCCGAAGAUGGUGCUGGACCUGGGGGCUACACCUCUGUCCGCUAUAGUGAGUACGAGUGCUGCGAACGAGUGGUCAUCAAUGUGUCUGGCCUGCGAUUUGAAACCCAGAUGAAGACCUUGGCCCAGUUCCCUGAAACACUGCUGGGGGAUCCAGCAAAGCGAGGCAGAUACUUUGACCCACUCCGGAAUGAGUAUUUCUUUGACAGGAACCGGCCCAGCUUUGAUGCAAUUUUGUACUACUAUCAGUCCGGUGGGCGACUGAAAAGGCCGGUCAACGUGCCGUUUGACAUUUUCAGCGAGGAGGUGAAAUUCUACGAACUUGGGGAGGAGGCCAUGCUCAAGUUCCGAGAGGACGAAGGGUUUGUCAAGGAAGAAGACGACAAGGUGUUGCCUGAAAACGAGUUCAAGAAGCAAGUGUGGCUGCUCUUUGAGUACCCUGAGAGCUCCAGCCCAGCUCGAAUCAUUGCCAUAGUCUCUGUGUUGGUCAUUUUGAUCUCCAUUGUCAUUUUCUGUCUGGAGACGCUGCCAGAGUUCAGAGAUGAGAAGGAGCUCAUUCUGACCCACAACUUGGAGAAUGUUAACGAGACGCUACAGCUACAAGGUGGGGGCCACACGAUCUUCAACGACCCAUUUUUCAUUGUUGAGACCGUCUGCAUCAUUUGGUUCUCCUUUGAGUUUACAGUCCGCUUCUUUGCUUGCCCCAGCAAAACGGUCUUCUUCAAGAACAUCAUGAACAUCAUCGACAUUGUUUCCAUUUUGCCUUACUUCAUCACCCUGGGUACGGACCUGGCCCAGCAACAGGGCAGUAAUGGCCAACAGGCCAUGUCUUUUGCCAUCCUGAGGAUCAUCCGGCUUGUCAGGGUGUUUCGCAUCUUCAAACUUUCCAGACACUCCAAGGGUUUGCAGAUCCUGGGUCACACUCUCAGGGCCAGCAUGAGGGAACUGGGUCUCCUGAUCUUCUUCCUUUUCAUUGGAGUCAUUUUGUUUUCCAGUGCUGUUUAUUUCGCAGAGGCUGAUGAAUCUGCCACCCAUUUUCAAAGCAUCCCCGAUGCCUUUUGGUGGGCUGUGGUGACCAUGACUACGGUUGGUUAUGGGGACAUGAAACCCAUAACUGUGGGUGGGAAGAUAGUCGGUUCGCUGUGUGCCAUUGCAGGUGUGUUAACCAUUGCUUUACCAGUGCCAGUGAUUGUCUCCAACUUCAACUAUUUCUAUCACAGAGAGACUGACAACGAUGAACAAACCCAGCUGACGCAGAACGCAGUCAGCUGCCCAUAUCUUCCAACAAUACUCAAGAAAUUCCGAAGUUCAUCAUCUUGUUCUACAGAGGACAAAUCAGAGUACUUGGAGAUGGAGGAAGGGGUUAAAGAGUCUCUUUGUGUAAAGGAGAAAAAGUGUCAGGUCACAGGAAAUGGCAAUGAGACAGCAAAACAGAACUGUGUAAAUGCAAAAUCUGUGGAAACAGAUGUUUAACUUUGAUUGUUUUCAAACCUAUUUAUGCAUUAAAGAGUGCAUUGGUUAAAAAAUGAAAUAUGCAAACGGGAAUCUGAAACAAGCAGAUAGAAAUAUGCCAUUUGCUGGUUAAACAUGAAUUACAAAGCAUUAGUAAACUUGUAUUACAUAUCAAGUAAAUGAUAUACCUUGUGGAGGGGGCUUUAUCUGAAGUAGUUUCAAAGUUUAUAUUUUUACUAGAAUGCAGGUGUUUUGCACAUGAGGGAGACAAUUAUACUUUUAAGGAGGGUGUGUUUAACUAUCCACCUCACUCACUGCCCACUGGUAAAAGUUAGCAUUUCAAGGUAUUUACUAUGUAAGAAUCAAUGAAGUUCAAUAGCCAUGUAUUCAUUUGUUAAUGCUUUAAAAACAGCUUCCAUAAUUCAGUGGAUUUCAUAGUCUUUGAUUUCAAAAUGCUAAGGAUUAUUGUGGGGAAACUUAUUCUAUUGAAAGUCCAAAUUUAAUCUUAAAAAUUUUA